Kwoniella shivajii is the source of this 1734-nucleotide messenger RNA. RefSeq lists its product as uncharacterized. Gene Ontology annotation, cellular component: membrane. The record is from RefSeq and is a predicted model, not a curated record. Gene Ontology annotation, molecular function: carbohydrate:proton symporter activity. The transcript is spliced from 9 exons. The coding region runs from base 1 to 1734 and encodes 577 amino acids. NCBI's taxonomy places the organism in Eukaryota, Fungi, Basidiomycota, Tremellomycetes, Tremellales, Cryptococcaceae. Gene Ontology annotation, biological process: transmembrane transport; carbohydrate transport.
AUGAGAGGAGCUACUUUAUCCAAGAAAGAACAGAAUGUCAUUGGACUUACUGAUGAACAGCUUCGGGCUACUGUAGAAGGUGUUGAUCCUGAAUUAAUUCGAAUAGGACACGAAGUAGUUGCUAGACAGAAGCAAGAGACUUUCUCUCAAGCUUGGAGAAAUCAUUGGGGUGCAGGAAUGUGGAGUUUGUUCUUGAGCUGUGCUUUAUUCAUGGAAGGUUACGACACCGGAUUAAUCAGUACUUUCUAUGGAAUGCCUCAAUUUCAAGCUACUUUUGGUAAACUCCAUAAAGGCAAACUGGUCAUUCCAGCUUCAUAUCAAGGCGCUCUGUUAAAUCUUGGUAAAGUCGGUCAAUUGAUUGGGCUGGUCAUCACCGGUGUAUGUCAAGAGAGAUAUGGGUCAAAGAAGACUUAUAUUUGGGGUAUGGCAGCUAUGACAGCCUCUAUUUUCUUGGCCGUUUUUUCUGUCAACAUCAAUAUGCUUGUCGGCGCAGAGCUCGCCAUGGGCAUUCCUUGGGGAAUGUUCCAAACACUCGCUACCGCCUACGCAGCUGAAAUCUGCCCUAUCAAACUUCGAGGUUACUUGGCUGCUUUCGCCUCUGUCGGCUGGGGUGGCGGAGGCUUCCUUGCUUCCGGCGUACUGAAAGGAGCCUUACAUCUCAAAGGUGAUCUAGCAUGGAAGAUACCAUUUGCUUUACAAUGGGUUUGGCCUGUCCCCCUUGCGUUAGGAUGUUUCUUUGCACCUGAGAGCGCUUGGUGGUUGGUCCGAAAAGGAAGAUUCGACGAUGCCAAAGCAACUCUACUUCGAACGGCCAAGAAAGGGUUCUAUGCGGAAAAUGAAGCCGAAGGUUAUAUUGCCUAUAUGAGACAUACAGAUGCUAUGGAAAAAUUAGAAGCUAAGAACGGAUCAUGGACUGAGCUAUUCAGAAAAGGUGCUCCUUUGAGACGUACCGAGAUUAUGAUCGGUACUUGGUUGGUUCAAGUUUGGAAUGGAAAUAUGAUAACUGGCUUGACUGUUGAGUUCCUCAAACAAGCAGGUAUGAGUACCAAAGAAGCGUUCAAUAUGAAUCUCGUCCUUCAUGCCAUGGGUAUCGUUGGCGUUGGUCUCUCAUGGAUCUUCUUGGGGUAUUUCGGACGAAGACCCAUUUACCUUUCCGGUUUGAUUACCGAAGCAGCUUGUCUUCUACCUAUUGGCAUUCUGGGUUGUAUUACACCUACAACAGCAAGUCUGAAAGCCACUGGCGGAUUCAUGAUUAUGAUCAAUCUGAUCUUUCAUUUUUCCCUUGGUCCAGUGUGUUAUACCAUUGUUGGUGAAUUGCCAGCAUCAAGAUUGAGAAGUAGAGCUAUCGUGAUGGGGAGAUUCACAUAUGUGGUUUGUGCUAUUAUUGGGCAACAGCUCAAUACUCGUAUGGUAGCUGCGGAUGGAUGGAAUCUUAAAGCCAAAUCCGGAUUCUUCUGGCUGGGCUGUAAUGCAGUUUGCAUGCUUUGGGCAUUUUUCAGACUUCCAGAAACGAGUGGCAGAUCAUUCACAGAACUUGAAAUCUUGUUCGCGAAUAGAGUCCCAGCUAGAAAGUUCAAGCACACAGUGGUGAGAGACGAAGCUGCCGAGUAUGGUGUUCAAGGUAAAGAAGCUGUUCACAGAGUUGAAGAUGAAAAGGAAGCAGUUGAAGAUAUCCAAAUCGAAAAUGCUUCUCAUGGUAACAACAAUCGGAAAGCCACACACACCUUGACUUAA